AUGAAUACAAGACAGCACGAUACCCCCGGUAGUAGACCGACCCGGGUGCAAAAGACGCCACGUAUCUAUACCUGCUCUGUCUGCCAGAGACAAUUUAAGAGAAGUGAGCAUUGUUCAAGGCAUGAACGUGGUCAUACACAAGAGAAACCAUUCCCUUGCAGAUUAUGCGGCCGUAGAUACGCGCGAAAGGAUGUCGUCAUACGACAUGAAAAGUCUUUUCACCGUCUCGAAAACCCGAGGCGUCAACAACCUCCUCCUCCCCUUCAACCAUCAUCACCAGAUCUUGAUGCCGACUCUGAGCCGUUCACAGAUUCAAUCAUAGUGAAUACGCAUAAUCAUCGUACAGAACCUCAGCUCCCAAUGCCAAUGAAACUUGAGCAUCAUGAAACACCAGAAAUGCAAUCUACAUUAGACCCCUUACUGCGAGAACAUGAUGCGCAGUUGGCUGGACAUUCAAGUUCCUCUGGACCUCAUAUGAAUGGACAUGGCGCAACAAAUCACGGAUUUCAACAAUAUCAGAAUGGUUUCAUAGACCCAGCUUUGGACAUUUCUGAUCUCUUCGGACCUUCACCAAAUCUGAUAGCUCGAACUUGA
Messenger RNA from Sclerotinia sclerotiorum 1980 UF-70, 594 nucleotides. RefSeq lists its product as hypothetical. Gene Ontology annotation, biological process: regulation of transcription by RNA polymerase II. Gene Ontology annotation, molecular function: DNA-binding transcription factor activity, RNA polymerase II-specific; RNA polymerase II cis-regulatory region sequence-specific DNA binding. The record is from RefSeq and is a predicted model, not a curated record. Gene Ontology annotation, cellular component: chromatin. Bases 1 to 594 code for a protein of 197 amino acids. Lineage: Eukaryota; Fungi; Ascomycota; Leotiomycetes; Helotiales; Sclerotiniaceae. The transcript is spliced from 3 exons.